Molecule: messenger RNA, 297 nt
Organism: Adineta steineri
Lineage: Eukaryota; Metazoa; Rotifera; Eurotatoria; Adinetida; Adinetidae
Source: the annotation of a GenBank genome assembly
AUGGCUUCUCAUAUUAGCAAUAGUCUUCAUACUGAUAUAGCUCUUAAUGGUUAUGAUGAAUCUGAAUUUGAUAUCAAAAAAUUUUAUACGAGAGAUAAAACUUUACAAUUACGUGAUACUUAUAUUCCGAAUUGUACCGAGCUUUUUUAUCGUCAUAGUCCAUUGAAGAUUGUUCGUGGUCAAGGAACAUAUAUGUAUGAUCAAUUAGGAAAUAAAUAUUUAGAUUGUAUCAAUAAUGUUGCACAUGGUAUUUAUUAUUAUUAUUAUCUGUAUCAAUAUCAUUCUUUUAUCUUUUAG